Molecule: messenger RNA, 3982 nt
Organism: Tribolium madens (black flour beetle)
Lineage: Eukaryota; Metazoa; Arthropoda; Insecta; Coleoptera; Tenebrionidae
Product: neuronal acetylcholine receptor subunit alpha-7-like
Exons: 9
Coding region: 581-2167 (528 amino acids)
Biological process (GO): signal transduction; monoatomic ion transmembrane transport; regulation of membrane potential
Cellular component (GO): neuron projection; synapse; postsynaptic membrane
Molecular function (GO): acetylcholine-gated monoatomic cation-selective channel activity; transmembrane signaling receptor activity
Source: RefSeq, a predicted model, not a curated record
UCUGCAAGAACAGCAUCCGUAAGAAGCUGCAACGUGCGUAAAGCCAUUGAAGUGGAAGUAUUAUUAGGAAUCAGGCGGUGACGAGGACAGUGAACUAGAAAAGCAGGCGCAAGGGUGGUUCGUGCGCGGUCCAUGUGUCAUACAGCAUCCCUGCUGGUCUGGUUCGGGUUCGGGUUCGGGCAGUGGGCUCGCGGUAGCGCAGUAGCACUUUGGCGGAGGAGCAUCCGACUCGCAAUGGCUUUAGUAUACGAAUGUGCAAAGUAGGCACGAGCUAGUAAACAUGAAGUAACUAAAUCUAAACCAUCUGUCGGUAAAACUAAACUAUAUGUAUAUACAUGUGUAUGUAUAGUAUCGUCAGUACUGUUAUACAUAGGUAUAUAUGUAUAAACGCUAAACUUAAACUCAUGAACCGAACAUUUAAACAAAUUGUGUACUAAUAAAUAAUGCUUUUAAGCUAAACCCAACUAAAUAAUAAACGAUUCUAACAUGAAACCGCAAUAAACCAAAAACUAAACUCAAAUCUAAACGAUCGUUGGAACACAGCACUGGCGCGAGCUCUUUACUGCUAAUAUCGCUACCCAUGGACAGUGGCAUGCAGCAAUGUCAAUUCUACUGCGGUCCACGAGCACUGACGCUCUUUGUCCUUUUGCACAUCUGCCUGUCGCUACCGAACGAAUCUUUGGCGGGAUACAACGAGAAGCGACUCCUUCACAAAUUGCUUGACCAUUACAACGUACUGGAACGACCGGUUGCCAACGAGUCGGACCCUUUGCAACUCAGUUUCGGUUUAACUUUAAUGCAAAUCAUCGAUGUGGACGAAAAAAACCAGCUGCUCGUUACUAACAUUUGGCUGAAGUUGGAAUGGAAUGACAUGAACUUGCGAUGGAAUGCAUCCGAGUUUGGUGGCGUCAAGGACCUCCGCAUACCUCCACAUAGGUUGUGGAAGCCGGAUGUUCUUAUGUACAACAGCGCCGAUGAAGGAUUCGACGGGACGUACCCCACAAAUGUGGUUGUACGAAACAACGGCAGCUGUCUGUACGUGCCUCCCGGAAUUUUUAAAAGCACUUGUAAAAUAGACAUCACGUGGUUUCCGUUCGACGACCAGCGAUGCGAAAUGAAAUUUGGAAGUUGGACUUAUGACGGAUUACAACUCGAUCUACAAUUACAAGACGAUGCGGGAGGGGAUAUCAGCAGCUUUAUAACAAACGGCGAAUGGGAUUUGCUAGGAGUUCCUGGCAAACGGAACGAAAUCUACUAUAAUUGCUGCCCUGAGCCGUACAUCGAUAUCACAUUCGUCAUUAUUAUUCGACGGCGGACACUCUACUACUUUUUUAACUUGAUUGUACCGUGCGUGCUUAUUGCUUCUAUGGCGGUAUUAGGAUUCACUCUGCCUCCAGACUCCGGAGAGAAACUUUCAUUAGGAGUCACGAUUUUACUAUCUUUGACGGUGUUUUUAAAUAUGGUUGCCGAAACGAUGCCUGCUACCUCAGAUGCAGUUCCACUGCUAGGCACCUACUUCAACUGCAUCAUGUUCAUGGUGGCAUCGUCGGUUGUCUCAACCAUUCUUAUACUCAAUUAUCACCAUCGUAAUGCUGACACACACGAAAUGUCAGAAUGGAUAAAGGUUGUUUUCCUGAUUUGGUUACCAUGGCUUCUACGUAUGCACAGACCACACGGCACUUGUGAGUACGGGCAACAGCCAAGUCGACCCGCAUCUGUGGCAACAGAUCGCAAACCGCUGCACUUUCAAGACGUGGAGUUGAAAGAGCGUUCUUCCAAAAGUUUGCUUGCGAACGUGUUAGACAUAGACGACGAUUUUAGACACAACCAUCGCGGUGGCGGAACUCCGACGCCUCUACCGACAGCCACCUUCUUCCGAACAGUCUACAGGCAAAACGAAGACAACGGAAACGGAGGUCGACUCCACGAAUCGCUCGUGUCGAACCACUCUUGUCUAAGUGCAGAUUACGAGCUGGCGUUGAUCUUGAAAGAAAUUCGUUUCAUCACCGACCAGCUGCGUAAGGAAGACGAGGCCGCGGACAUCACCAGAGAUUGGAAAUUCGCGGCCAUGGUGGUCGACAGACUGUGCCUUAUUAUAUUCACUCUGUUCACGAUCAUCGCCACGUUAGCAGUGCUGUUCUCAGCACCUCACAUCAUCGUAUCGUAGCUACCCCGACCCUGGCUCCUCGCAAGACUUUCCCUGAAGCUAGAUCAAAUAGCUGCUACUGAUGAUUUCCAUCACGGAUGGGCGUUUAGUCUUCUAUAUGCCGUAUCCGUAUCGAUCCCGACGCUCGCGCCACCAAAACCCAUCAAUAGUUGGCAGUCGUUUUAUACGGAAAUUUGGUUUUGUAUCGUGUUCUUUAGGGUAUUAACACAAUCAUACUGUGAUAAAUCAAGUUAAAUGUUGAGUUAGUCAGACGAGAUCGUGAAUUGGCGUUGGGGCUGAACGGAGCAGAGCGAAGCGUUUCGCAGCGUUUCACUUUCCUUGGACUAUGAUAAGGACAACAGGCCAAUGGAGAUUGGAGACUCACAAUUCGUCUCUUGUUUGGUUGUUUCUGACUCCGAAAGAACCCGUGCCAUUUGCGAACCCGACAAUAGUAACGUGCAAUGUUUUGUCCGCGAAGAGAGGGACACGAUUGUUUCUGUCGCUGUUCCCCACUUCGUAUUGUUACUUGACACAUUGUUAAUGGCGUUUUAUAUUGUAUGACGUGUAGAACUAUAUUUUUCUCGUGGAAUUUGAAAUAAUUUAAUUAAUAAUUAUUAAAAAAUUCAUUAUUAAAAUUUAUAAAAGAAACAAAAACGAAAUGUUGAUAUGAUUAGAGUAAUUCGGAUGAAGUUUUAGAAACCGCUUCAUCUUUUUUUAUAUUUUGUCCGUCUACCAUGCUACGUAGGAUGUAACUGUCAUCUAUGGACUUCUCUAUCCUGUACAUACAGAACCUAACGUAGGAGCAUAGCUGGUGAAAAAGCACUUGAAAUUCUAACAUAUCCUUUCAAAGUCAUGUAACGUACAGAGUCGUGUAUAAAAAAUACUCAUGUCUCUAGUGGGAAAACGUCGUGCGUGUUUCCGGUGUUGCAAAAGUCGCGCAAAGGUGCCUGCUUUUCAUUGAAAACACUUUUUUCUCAAAUUGUUUGUAAAAAAAUUCAUUCAAUAUCCGGACUCCUCGUCGAAUGAAGGAAGUUGCUCAAAUAAUAUUAAAACGCCGAAAAUUUUGACAUUGACUCUUAAUCGAGUCCGGGAGUCCGGAUAAUAAAACCGCGCGCGGAUUGUGUCGCUGGAGAAACAAACAAAUCGCAACAAUACAUCGCCAACGUUCUUCCACUGUCAAGCAAGACAAUAUCUCGUCAGUUAGGGCUAUAAUUCUUAUUCUUAGUCUUUAUUUACAUCUUAAUAUAGCAAAAGAAUGAGGUAAAUACCGAAACCAUUGCGAGUGCGAGUCCUUAUCCGUUUAUAUUUUAGGUUUUAGGCAAAUUAAUGAAUGACGAAUGGCAGUUUGAUUGUUAUCGUUGAUUACGCAAUGGCGGAAACGCUUAGCGUCAUCUAUCUCUCUUAAUGGCUUAAAGAAAACGGAAUGGUGUCUUCGCAUGGUGGCCACUUAAAGGCCACUGUACGAAACCACAAGACAGCGUGCAAAUCUCUUUCGAUGAUAUACAUAAUUAUAAGUAAUAAAUCUCGCGUUCCAUUGUUAUAUAAAUAAGUACUUCCCAGAGAACUAUUAUUCACUAAAAAUGCUAAUCGGAUUAAACACUAUUUUAAAGAAACUCGACAAUCCAUUAUUGGUCGCUAAUUAACGACACGAGAGGGCCUUUGGGACAGCAGAAGAUCCGGCUGUCGGUUGAGUUUGCGACCGGUAAAAUAGCCGUUCGUCACAACCUCAAUCGCAUCAAAGCGACAAGUACUGUUUUCUACCGAAAUUGUUGUAAAUUGUAUCACAAUGGAUUGUACUUUGUUAAAUGAAUUUCAAUUAAACUUGCAAAUGCAAAA